AUGUCUCAAGAAUACACCGACUUUGUCAUCAACUCAUUCGGCCCAAAAGCCACCCCAAGAUCUCGCAGAAUUAUUGGUUCGUUGAUCCAGCACAUCCACGACUUUACCCGUGAAAACUACAUCACUGUCGACGAAUGGAUGUACGGCGUAGAGUUUAUCAACAAAAUCGGCCAGAUGUCCGACAGCACCAGAAACGAAGGUAUCUUGGUGUCGGAUGUCUUGGGGUUAGAGGCUCUUGUUGACACUCAGACCCAUGCGGUUGCAGAGAGACACGGCUCUAGCACCGCGGCAACAUCCUCCGCCAUUCUCGGACCAUUUUACAGAGAGAACUCUCCGGUGUACAAAAACGGCGAGUCCAUCAUCAUCAAAGAAGUUGGGGGUGUCAAGGCCUAUGUUUCUGGUAAGAUCACCAACACCCAAGGUGAGGCCUUGGCCGGAGCUAUGGUUGAGGUAUGGCACUGUGCUCCGAACGGGUUGUACGAGCAGCAGGACCCCGAACAACCAGACUUUAACUUGAGAGGCACAUUCUACACUGACAAGGAUGGAUUCUAUUCGUUUGUCUGCUUGGAGCCAACUGCGUACCCUAUUCCUUAUGAUGGUCCGGCCGGUGGCUUGUUGCAGUUCAUGGACAGACACCCUAUGAGACCAUCGCAUAUUCAUUGGAGAGUGACACACCCGAGCUACCACUCGUUGAUCACGCAGAUCUACAACCGCGAGGACCCAUAUACCGAAGACGACUCUGUAUUCGCGGUCAAGGAGGACUGCGUGGUGGACUUCAUCAAGGCAGACGGCAAGAUUGCAGAAGAGCACCAGGUUGAGAAAGAGUUGCGGUUCUCGGUUGCAUUAGAGUUGGAGGAGUUUGUGCAACAGGACCGUAAAAAGAUCUACGCGCAGCAGAAGGCCUUGGAAGACCACUUGCAUGAGAAGUCUCGUCUCAACAGUACUACAAAGUAA
Messenger RNA from Babjeviella inositovora NRRL Y-12698, 954 nucleotides. RefSeq lists its product as uncharacterized. The record is from RefSeq and is a predicted model, not a curated record. The transcript has a single exon. The coding region runs from base 1 to 954 and encodes 317 amino acids. Gene Ontology annotation, molecular function: ferric iron binding; catechol 1,2-dioxygenase activity. NCBI's taxonomy places the organism in Eukaryota, Fungi, Ascomycota, Pichiomycetes, Serinales. Gene Ontology annotation, biological process: catechol-containing compound metabolic process.